Molecule: messenger RNA, 772 nt
Organism: Lolium rigidum
Lineage: Eukaryota; Viridiplantae; Streptophyta; Magnoliopsida; Poales; Poaceae
Product: MADS-box transcription factor 20-like
Exons: 8
Coding region: 1-606 (201 amino acids)
Biological process (GO): positive regulation of transcription by RNA polymerase II
Cellular component (GO): nucleus
Molecular function (GO): protein dimerization activity; DNA-binding transcription factor activity, RNA polymerase II-specific; RNA polymerase II cis-regulatory region sequence-specific DNA binding
Source: RefSeq, a predicted model, not a curated record
AUGGGGAGGGGGAAGGUGCAGCUCCGGCGGAUCGAGAACAACGUCAGCCGGCAGGUGACCUUCUCCAAGCGGCGGUCGGGGCUGCUGAAGAAGGCGCACGAGAUCGCCGUGCUCUGCGACGCCGACGUCGCCGUCAUCGUCUUCUCCGCCAAGGGCAGGCUCUACGAGUACUCCGCGCACACAAGCAUGGAAAGAAUCCUCGAGCGAUAUGAGAGAUUUUCCUUAUCUGAAGGAAACAUGGUCGAAGAAUUCACCGAUCUCGAGGGGAGUAUGAACUACGAUCAUAUCAAGUUGACUUCUAGGAUUGAAGCUCUACAAAAGAGUCGAAGGAAUCUUAUGGGAGAGCAACUGGAUUCCCUGACAGCGAGGGAAGUCCAGCAGCUUGAGCAGCAGAUUGGCAAUGCCCUCCGGAACAUCAGGCUCAAAAAGAAUCAUCUCUUGACCAACUCGAUCGGGGAGCUCCAAAACAAGGAAAGGAUGUUGAUGGAGCAAAAUAAAAUUCUGGAGAAGGAGAAGGCUGAAGUACUGGAGGCAUCCCUGCACAAGAACCGCCCUGCUCCCUUCUGCAAUAAUACAGUUGCCUCCCUGCCCAACCUGAACAUCUGAGGGACGUGACACCUCAGAGCCAGGAUCUGAGACGACGACAACGCUCAAACGAAUGAGCAGCGGUGGCGGUUAUGUCUUUCCUUGGUUGAUGCUCCGGCCGUCGUCGGAUGACUAGAGGAGGACCGAGUACUUGCAUAACAUAUGUUUUAGUGCAAGACCCUUCAGA